Cololabis saira (Pacific saury) is the source of this 4322-nucleotide messenger RNA. RefSeq names its product abhydrolase domain containing 17A, depalmitoylase b (gene abhd17ab). Lineage: Eukaryota; Metazoa; Chordata; Actinopteri; Beloniformes; Belonidae. The coding region runs from base 620 to 1585 and encodes 321 amino acids. The transcript is spliced from 5 exons. Gene Ontology annotation, molecular function: palmitoyl-(protein) hydrolase activity. The record is from RefSeq and is a predicted model, not a curated record. Gene Ontology annotation, cellular component: plasma membrane; endosome membrane. Gene Ontology annotation, biological process: protein depalmitoylation.
GGUGAACCAGCAGAGAAGUUGAAAAACACCGCACGUACAUGGAUUAACUAAAAUCCUAGAAAACGCUGUCCGCGAACCCCGAGGAUGAUGAAGGACCGUCCGUAAUGGGUCGUUGGAGAGCAGUGGGAGCGUUAGGGAGUCGUGUGUGUGCUGUGUGUGGCGGGAGGAUCCGUGUUUGUGUCAGUGGCUAGCUUGAGCCGGCUAGCUGCUGCGCAGACAGGUCUGAGUUUCCCUCAUAUAAAGCUGCUUUGUUCCUUUACACAAGAAAAACACUUGUGUUCACGUCUGAUUACAAGUGGGCAGCAUUCAGAGUGUGUUUGCACUCUGAGACAACUUAUACAAACUGAAAACAGAAAUAAUUGUUUUGAAUUAUACAGGAAACCUUUUGGAGAUCUGUUAGAUAUUGUUCGCUAGUUUCUCUACAAAAUGGGUAGAAUCAGGACUUUUGUAGCCUUAAGGGAUCAAAUGUACAUGGUUUGUAAAUAACAUUUCCCUGGUAUCCGGGAGGCUUCGCUACUUUUCCUUGUUGUGCUGACGGGGCUCACUGUCCUGUAUUUGAGUUACUGGAGGAUUCAUAGUUCAUUUUUACACACCGAGAUCUUCAGCUCAGCAGUGAAGGAUGAAUGGCCUCUCUCUCAGUGAGCUCUGCUGCCUGUUCUGCUGCCCGCCUUGCCCAAGCCGCAUUGCAGCCAAGCUCGCCUUCCUGCCCCCGGAGCCCACGUACACCUUUCUGCCAGACCCAGAGACGGGUCCUGCUGCACAAAGCACAACCGGGACAUCGAGCCUGCGGACGCGUAGCGGAGCGUCUGUUGCUGGAAGUGGAGGAGCCGGGGCUGUCGAGGGGAGAUGGAAACUUCACCUGACGGAGAGAGCAGAGUUUCAGUACUCUCAGAGAGAACUGGACACGAUAGAGGUGUUCGUCACUCGGUCCAGCAGGGGCAACAGAGUCGGCUGCAUGUACAUUCGCUGUGCACCUAAUGCCAGAUUUACAGUGCUUUUCUCACAUGGCAAUGCAGUUGAUCUCGGCCAGAUGAGUAGUUUCUACAUCGGCCUCGGCACUCGUAUCAACUGUAACAUCUUCUCCUACGACUACUCAGGCUAUGGCAUCAGCACUGGCAAACCCACCGAGAAGAACCUCUAUGCAGAUAUCGAUGCUGCCUGGCACGCCCUGCGUACGCGGUACGGCAUAAGUCCAGAGAAUAUCAUCCUUUAUGGACAGAGCAUUGGUACAGUUCCCACUGUGGAUCUGGCGUCGCGGUACGAGUGUGCUGCCGUGGUUCUUCACUCUCCUCUAACAUCUGGUAUGAGAGUGGCCUUUCCUGAAACAAAGAAAACCUACUGCUUUGAUGCUUUCCCCAACAUUGAAAAGGUGUCUAAGAUAACAUCUCCGGUGCUCAUCAUCCACGGGACAGAAGACGAGGUGAUCGACUUCUCUCACGGCCUGGCUCUGUUUGAGCGCUGCCCCAAGGCCGUGGAGCCUCUGUGGGUGGAGGGAGCCGGCCACAACGACAUUGAAUUGUACAGCCAGUAUCUGGAGCGCCUGCGUCGUUUCAUAGGACAAGAGUUGGCAGUACAGCAUGCCUGACCGGCACGGCUACCAUCAUCAUCACACCUGAUAUUAUUUUUGAUGGUUCACUUAUAGCCCCACCGCUGUUUUCUUAAUUUUUUUAUUUCUUUUUUUUUUUUUUGCAAAUGGAAUUUUCUCCAGGAGUCAUCCAAGCCGUCCCUCAGCCUACCACGGCUUCCAGUGAAACACGCUGUCGCGGACUGUGCUUUGUUUAAUCCACCGUGGAGCGAUGAGACGCAGAGGAAAGGAGAGUCAGCCUGAAAGACGUGCUCAGUUUUCUUCUUAUCAUACAUUUGCUACUGUGUAAAAAAAAAAAACAUAGUGGCUGUACUGUUUUCUGUACUGUGCAAUAACACGAAAAAUGUCCACAAGAGGGGGAAAAAAGCUUUUGUCGACAUUAGAAAACUAAGAGUUAAAAUAAAAACUGAUAUGAAACAUGAACGUCAUCUACGUCAGAGCAUGUCAUCCUAAUUAUAAAGUGUGUGUGAGUGCAUUUGUGUGUGCGUGUGUGUGUGUAAUUUUAGCACAUUGAUGACACCCGACAUGUACCAUUGUUUGAGAAAACUCUAAAAUAUUUAGUUUUUUCUGUUUAAAAUAGAUAAUUGGUUUUUACUUCAAGUUACCACUAAAUGUGCUUGAUUGUUGCCGCCUCUCUACAAUCAAGUGCUGUCUUUCUAAAAACUUUAUAACAAGUCCAAUUUCAACCAGAUUUGUUGAUUUAAUUCCAUAGUGAAGUAGCUUUGAUUGGUUGGUGUAGCAUUAAACUGUAUUGUUCUGAAGGGGAAGUGUAAUGUUGCUUCUCCCACGUGUGCUGUGGGGAUGCACGGGACUGGUGGCUCAUUUAAUUUCUUGGGAAAAGUGAAAAUGAUGCAUAUUUAGAAAUGAGUUUCUUUUAGUUUUUACUGUACUGAAGGUGUUGCUCAGGUAACCCUGUCUUCAACAUUGGGGUCAGCGUCUUUGUUUUAUGUGUUUUCAACUGUCUUCACAAAUCUUUUUACAUCUUACAAGUAAAUAUGUCCAAUAUAUGGUUAUGUAACUCUUCCUCUCGCUCUUUAUCCUCAAGUUUUGAUUAUGUGAUGCACCAAACUUUGAUCUUGAGACUAAGGUACAGGUCAGAGCACGAACCUGGUUAGCGGUUAGUCUCCUUAGCUUCUUCCCUGCAGCUCACAAAACUGCAUCCUAGUAACGGAGUGCGAUUGGCUGCAUCAAACUCAGACUGGAGCGCUUUCAUGUCGUUGAAUAUCUGAGAGUCUCUGAAACCCGCGUGUUUUGUUUUGUCUUGUUUAUGUUCACCCACCGGUAGGUCACAGCUGUCAACGAACUUCUCGUUUCUCCCAGUGUUUUGAACGGGGAAGGAUCACUAAAAUUGAUCAGGCUUUGCUCUGUCUACCUCCAGCCUGUAUCUGUUUCUCUGUUUAUAUAUUGAAAACUUUUUAACACUAAUGUUACUCAUUUACACUCCAUCAUGACUCUCAUUUAGGUCCGUCGUAAGCCGUUGAGGUGAAACUUUGGAUUUGUGUCUUUCGUGACUGGCUGCUAAAAUCAAACAUGACUGGGCUUAUUUUUCUGAUUGAUGUCAGGCAUCCUCACCUUUGUUCAAAUAAGCACAGGUCCAUGUUUUUGUAAGGUAACUCAUCAGCUGGUUUACAGCAUUAGGAAAGAGCAUUGUCAGCAUUAGCCACUGCCACUCUGUGCUGUAGUCUCGAGGAAAACGGGUUUUAUAAAUGUAGAACAUCUUUUAUGGCCCACUUCCUCACUGAUUUACUAUUUUCUUAAAAGGCUGUGCUUAAUAUUCAUCUGUUUUCCAGAGCAUCGUGCAUCAUAGCAUGUUUUCUCGAUUGGUCUCCACAUUUAAAGUGGCACGGUCCAUUUCACCAGCUGUAAACUCGGCCCCGGUGGUCCGUCUUUGAGACCAUUUUUCUCUCGGUAGCAGUGUACAAUAAUGAUGCAAAAUUAUCUGCAGCCCGCCCUGUUAAUGUCAGUUUCGUCUGAUCAAAGUAAAGCAUACAUAAUUUCCUCUGUCAGCUCUUUGUUUAAGUCUUUGUUGUUAUGUGGAUGUGAUGAUGGACUGGGUUUUUUUGUUUGUUUUGUUGAAACAAAUGCUGCACUUAGCAAGCCCCAAAGUUUGAAUUCAUAACCAAAAUUAUUUAUGAAUGAAAAUGUCUGUCGGGUAUUCACUUUUGAAGAAAAUGGUCAUUUUUACCAUUUUCCUUUUUCCGUUUUGGUCAACUUUUGAACCAAAGUAAUUAUUUUUUAGCCUUUUUACUAAUAUCUGCUGCUUUCCCCCCCAUGUAUUCAGAAGGAAAGACAUCAAUGCUUAAAAAAAAAAAAAACGUUUUUAAUUUAUUUUUUACUUUGUUUUCCCCUGACAUCAAGAUACAAAUUGAGUGUAAAUCUUUGAGCUUGUUGAAUAUACUUCACUACAUCUUGUCUAUUCAAAUGCCCAGGUACAGUCAAUGAACACAGUAAAUUAAUGAAAUCAAUUGUUUUUCAUCUUUUGAGCAGGAAUUUAGCUUAGCAAAACAAACCCUUUAAUGUUUUAAUAUAUUUUGAAGAAAAAAAAAGAUGUGUGGGAUUGAUGAGAGACUAUGGCUUCAAAUAGACAUGAAACAUUUUUCUAUUGUAAAAUUUGUGGAUUUCUGUUGAGGACUAGACAUAUUAAUAUCCAUUGUUUGAUUUUCUUUUUUUUUUUUUGGUUUGUAAAUAUAUCGUCUUUUUUCCAAGAGUUAAAAAGAAUAAGUGAAUAAAACGUAAC